AUGGAACCUCCGCCAUCCCGAAUCCCAAGGCGUUGGACAGCAGAGGAAGACUCUAUCCUCCGGGCGGAAGCGACUUAUCAGUUGAUAGCGGCUGGGUCUGUGAGGGACUGGAAUAGGAUUGCCUCCAAACUGCCAGGCAGAAUGAACAAAGACUGCCGUAAAAGAUGGGGCAAGAUAUCGGAAAACGUGAAGAAGGGUAACUGGGACUCGGCCGAGGACGCCAGGCUCAGGGAAGCUGUCAAGGCAGUCGGAACUCGAUGGACUCAAGUUGCGGAGAUGGUUGGCACUCGCCAUGCAGAUCAAUGUUCAAAGCGCUGGACGCAGUGUCUUGAUCCGUCCAUUGACCAUAGCGACUGGACCGAAGAGGAAGAUGAUAGAUUGCUGGCAGAGGUCGCUACCGCUGGUCGGAAUUGGCGCAAGAUUGCCGAGUCCUUCCCAGGCCGGACCAAAUUGGCGUUGAAGAAUCGAUAUUCCGCCCUUAGACGCAGAGUAAACCCUCCUGCAAUAAGCGCCAAUGGCGACAGUCCUUCGUCCAUACCCGGGAGCUCAGCUCGAUCAUUUUCAUCGGUGACUGAGGACAUGAUGCAACUGUCGGAUGGAACACCCUCUAGCGAAGAGGAGGCAUAUUCGUCAAUGAGUUCAACAAGACCACCGUCUCGGUCUUCGACCCGGAGCCAGAGUUCGCUGCAUCAAGCCGCAAACUUCAACAACAUGGUCAUUGACUCGUCGUCGCGAUUGGAAACUCCAACUCAUCAUUCCGACUCGGGCGAGCUCUUUCAAUACCUACCGCCAACUCCGGACCAGCGGUACAGUUACCUACAGAGCAUGAACCAUCAAAUACUGGACCCAAGCAACUUUUCGCCGGUAAACCUGUCCACGUUGAGUGAGCCAAUGUUGACUCCAAGGCCCGAAUACCUCCCGGGAAACUCUUUCGACAAUGGCUUCCCUUUACAUGCGUCGAGCUUCCCAAACGGAUGGUUUUCCGGGUCGAAUCGUGAUCCCAGCAUGAAUGGAUUUCCCUUCCCCGAAUCGUUCGACAUGAGACCCCUCAAUGGCAGCAGCAUUGACCAACGAUAUCCGCUCCAACCACCCUCCUCAAGGAAGACGACCAUCGUCCUAGAAGAUAUCGAGGAGGCCACGUUAAGCAGGGUGAUGAGCAUUCUGAUUCAAGAGAAGGCGAAAGUGAGUAUGGAGACAACCCAUACGAACGGACGUUCGGAUCAUCGGUAG
Messenger RNA from Cladophialophora carrionii CBS 160.54, 1230 nucleotides. RefSeq lists its product as uncharacterized. The record is from RefSeq and is a predicted model, not a curated record. Bases 1 to 1230 code for a protein of 409 amino acids. NCBI's taxonomy places the organism in Eukaryota, Fungi, Ascomycota, Eurotiomycetes, Chaetothyriales, Herpotrichiellaceae. The transcript has 6 exons.